UAUGACAAGAUGUUAUGAGAAGAAUUUUUGUCUAAAUUUAGUCAAUGUUAGGAUUAAAUUGUCACUUUUCUAUUUUUGUAAGGUGUCACACUCCAAGGACCUGGAAAAAGUGCCAAACGAUGUCGCAAGUAGUAAAAUAUUUGAGAGCAAGGAAACGAAGAAAGAUUCGAUGCUCACAGGUGUGAGACUGCCUUUUCUGCACGGAUUCCUUCCGCGAGGACCCGGCCAGACUUUUCAUCUCACGCAGCUCGCGCACCCAUCCACGCUGCCGUCACAUCUUCACGUUUUGCCGAACCAUCAAUCCAUGGCCGAGCACCACUUCCAAGGAUUCUCAGCCUUCCUGGCACGUAGAAGAAGAAAAGAGGGCCGACCACGAAGACAAAGGACAACAUUCAGCGGCGAACAGACACUGAGGUUGGAAGUUGAAUAUCGGCGGGGAGAGUACAUUUCAAGGGGACGCAGAUUCGAGCUCGCAACUUCCUUGAGACUUACCGAGACGCAAAUCAAAAUCUGGUUCCAGAAUAGGCGCGCUAAGGACAAAAGAAUCGAAAAGGCGCAACUAGACCAGCAGUAUCGAAACUUCGCGGUAUCGAACGGUCUGGUGAAUCUACCGCUUUACAAUGCGACAGGAUUCUGCGGCCUCUGCCUGUACAAAGAUACUUACGGAUCGAUGACCAAUCACUCCUGCAUCUCCAGCAACCCCGUUGUCAUCAACUCGUCCUCGAAGGAUCAGCCACGUUACAGCAGUAGUAGUAGCGAGACGUCUGAUAAUCCGCCGAAUCUUGUGUCCACGACUUAAUUAAAUCCAACGUGCGAUCGCUAUGUUCA
Molecule: messenger RNA, 828 nt
Organism: Acromyrmex echinatior (Panamanian leafcutter ant)
Lineage: Eukaryota; Metazoa; Arthropoda; Insecta; Hymenoptera; Formicidae
Product: transcription factor rough
Biological process (GO): regulation of DNA-templated transcription
Molecular function (GO): DNA-binding transcription factor activity, RNA polymerase II-specific; DNA binding
Source: RefSeq, a predicted model, not a curated record